GACGUCACGGCGCAGCUGACAGCAAUGAAGCGCAGUUGAGUUAAGUCCGCCGGUCUGAACGCGCCGGUAACCGCAGACCUCACGCGAAUCCCGUCAGUUUUGGGGCUUCUCACGGUCCGGUAGCGCGUAUAUUAAACAUAUGCGCCGUCGUGCGCCCAUAUUGACGCUCUGACGCGACUGAAGCGCUGUUUUAGUUCACUUCUGUGAAUUCGCGCGUCUUUGCUCUUUUCUAACGGUUGUUUCUAACGGCCGCUCCGGGCUGAAGUGCGUCAGCCACGGCCAUGAUCACCUCCACCCCGAUGGAGAGCCGCUCCUCCGCCGUGCGCUCCUCCAGGCGGAGCGGCGCGUCUCCGUCCGGCGUCAGCCCGACGCGUCUGACGCGCCUGCAGGAGAAGGAGGACCUGCGGCAGCUCAACGACCGCCUGGCUAACUACAUCGAGCGCGUCCGGCAGCUGGAGAGCGACAAGUCGUCCCUGCAGCUGCUGCUGGAGGAGAAGGAGGAGCACGCGCGCAGGGAGGUCGGGAGCGUGCGCCGCCUGUACGAGACCGAGCUCGCGGACGCGCGCAAGUCUCUGGACGCCACCGCGAACGAGCGCGCACGGCUUCAGAUCGAGCUGACGCAGCUGCAGGAGGAGCACCGCAGACUCACGGCCAGGUCAAGAGUUCAACUCGCCUUGAGUUGUUAUAAUGUGCAGUCGUUUCCAAACCUUGAACCCAAUGAAGUAAAGCAAGUAAACUCUUCCUCUGCCUUACAGCUGGAGUCUGGGCUGCAGAACCUCAAAGCCCAGCUGAACUCGGAGAUGCUGCGGCGCGUGGACGCUGAGAACCAGCUCCAGACGCUUCAGGAGCAGCUGGACUUCCAGAAGCAUCUCAGUGAACAGGAGGUGCGUGAGAUGCGCAGUCGUCACGAGAGCCGGCUGGUGGAGCUGGACAGCGGCAGACAGAAGGAGUUCGAGGGGAAACUAGCCGAAGCCCUGAAGCAGCUCCGAGAGGAACAUGAAGCUCAAAUCCAGCAGUACAAAGAGGAGCUGCAGAAAACCUUCGCCGCUAAGCUGGAGAAUGCCAAGCAGGCGGCGGUGAAGAACAGCGACUUCGCCUCGUCGACGAGAGAAGAGCUGGCGGGAACUAAACUCAGACUGGAGUCUCAGUCGCUGCAGAUCAACAACCUGCAGAAACAGAAUGCGGUUCUGGAGGCUCGUGUUCAGGAGCUGGAGCAGAUGCUGGAGCGCGAGCGACAGAUGAACCAGCAGCGGCUCUCGCAGAAGGAGCAGGAGAUGGCAGACAUGCGGCAGCAGAUGCAGGAGCAGCUGGAGGAGCACCAGAACCUGCUGGACGUCAAGCUCAUGCUGGACAUGGAGAUCAACGCCUACCGCAAGAUGCUGGAGGGAGAGGAGAAGCGACUGAAUCUGUCUCCGAGUCCGGUCCAGCAGUCGUCGGUCUCUCGCACGAGGAAGCGCAAACAUGAGGGCACGAGUUCAGGACUGUCUCCCAGCUACAAGCUCUCCCAGCAUUCCUCCUCGCGCGGGAACCUGUGCAUCGACGAGAUCGACCUGGACGGACGCUUCGUUAAGCUCAAGAACAACUCGGAUCAGGUGCGGCACACAGUCUCUCUGAAGAUGAUCUGA
Sinocyclocheilus rhinocerous is the source of this 1625-nucleotide messenger RNA. RefSeq names its product lamin L3 (gene lmnl3). The transcript has 6 exons. Gene Ontology annotation, cellular component: nuclear lamina; nuclear envelope. NCBI's taxonomy places the organism in Eukaryota, Metazoa, Chordata, Actinopteri, Cypriniformes, Cyprinidae. Gene Ontology annotation, molecular function: structural constituent of cytoskeleton. The record is from RefSeq and is a predicted model, not a curated record. Bases 282 to 1625 code for a protein of 447 amino acids. Gene Ontology annotation, biological process: nuclear migration; protein localization to nuclear envelope; nuclear envelope organization.